AGCUCCAAGGGGGGCUGAAGGCAGGUUGAAGGAAGAACUGUUUCAAGUAUGCUUUGAAAAAGUCACGGAAGAAGGAAAACGCCAGAGAGAUAAAACAGAAAUUGAAGAGAAGGGGAAUGAAUCUUUUAUUUUCUCACAUGGAAAUAUUCUUGAACAUUUUUUCCGGGAAGGAGUAGAUGAAAGCAACACAAGUCUUAAGGGCAAUGAAAGUCUUGCUGGGCAGAUCGGUCUAAAUGCUCAGUGGGAGAUCCACCGAGGGAGAAAAAUGAUAGAAUGCUCAGAAUACAGUGAGGAUUUUUGUGAUGCUUUAUCCCCAGAAAAAUAUCUGACAAUGCGGAGAGAAGAGGAACCCAUUAGAUGCACAGAGUCUGACAAGGGCAUCGGUCAGAGUACAGACCAUACUUCUCACAUGAGACUCCAGACAGGGGAGAAACCAUUUGAAUGCCUGGAAUGUGGAAAGAAGUUCAGCCACAGUACAAGCCUUGCUUUCCAUAUGAAAAUCCACACAGGGGAGAAACCGUUUCAGUGCUCAGAAUGUGGGAAGUGCUUCAAUCGGAGAAGCUACCUCGGUGACCACAUGAGAAGCCACACAGGGGAGAAACCCUUCACCUGUAUGGAUUGUGGGAAAAGCUUUGGUUGUCGAAGCACUCUCAGUUCCCAUCGAAGAAUCCACGUGGAGGAGAAACCGUUUGAAUGCUCGGAAUGUGGGAAGAGAUUUGGUCACAACCGAAGCCUUGCUUCCCACAUGAAAAUCCACACAGGGGAGAAGUCCUUUAAAUGCUCCGAAUGCGGAAAUAGCUACAGGCAUAGAAGCACCCUUCUCUCCCAUAUCAGGAUCCACACAGGGGAGAAACCCUAUAAAUGCCUCGCCCCUCAUAUGAGGAUCCACAAGGGGGAGAAACCAUUUGCAUGCUUGGAAUGUGGAAAUAGCUACAGGGACAUAAGCACCCUUCGCUCCCAUAGGAGGAUCCACACAGGAGAGAAGCCCUAUGCAUGUUUGGAAUGCGGAAAUACAUUCACGCGGAGGAGAAACCUUGCCGUUCAUAUGAGGACCCACACAGGAGAAAAGCCAUUUUCGUGUGUGGAAUGCAGAAAGUGCUUCAGUCAGAGCAUGCAACUUGCUCGCCAUAUGAGAAUCCACACAGGGGAGAAGCCAUUUGCCUGUGUGGAAUGUGGACAGUGUUUCAGUCAAAGGACACAACUUGAUCGCCAUAUGACAAUCCAUACAGGGGAGAAACCCUAUAAAUGCUUGGAAUGUGGGAAGUGUUUCCAUGAGGGGUCGAGUUUUCGCUCUCACGUGAGAAUCCAUACUGGGGAAAAACCUUUUCAAUGCCUCGAAUGUGGAAAGAUGUUCACUCAGAGGACAAACCUUGCCCCUCAUAUGAGAAUCCACACAGGAGAGAAGCCAUUUGCCUGUGUGGAAUGCGGGAAGUGCUUCAGUCAGAGGACGCAACUAGCUCGCCAUAUGAGAAUCCACACAGGGGAGAAACCCUUUAAAAGCCCAGAAUGUCCCCCGUCAGGGACUGGACUCAGUGAUCCCUAGAGUCACUUCUAAGAGUAUCAUAGAUUAUUUACUUAUAAUCUUGUUCUGUGGAGGCAAGACAGUGGGUAAUAUAUUUAUCCUUUAAUGAAAGAGGCUAGUGUGUUUCCUGAAUAUAUCAUUUCGCAGGUCUCGUACAUUCCUCUCCCCUCCCCUGU
Messenger RNA from Pogona vitticeps (central bearded dragon), 1698 nucleotides. The record is from RefSeq and is a predicted model, not a curated record. Lineage: Eukaryota; Metazoa; Chordata; Lepidosauria; Squamata; Agamidae.